AUGGAAUAUAAAAAUGGAACUGUGGUGACUGAAUUUAUUUUGCUAGGAUUUUCUGGACGAUGGGAACUUCACAUUUUCUUCUUUGCGACGUUUUCCUUGAUCUACAGUGCUACUGUAUUGGGGAACAUUCUCAUUAUGGUCACAGUGACAUUUAGCUACCCCCUUCAUUCUCCUAUGUACUUCCUUCUGGGGAACCUCUCUUUUCUGGACAUGUGUCUCUCCACGGCCACAACACCCAAAAUGAUCACAGACUUGCUCACUGAACACAAGACCAUCUCCUUGUGGGGCUGCAUGGCUCAAAUGUUCUUUAUGCACUUCUUUGGGGGUGCAGAGAUGUCUCUUUUGAUAGUCAUGGCUUUUGACAGGUAUGUAGCCAUAUGCAAACCAUUGCACUACAGGACAAUCAUGAACCAUAGGUUGUUGAAUAGGUUUGUGAUUCUUUCAUGGGUAAUUGGUUUUAUACACACCACGAGCCAGAUGGUAUUAACUGUGAACCUACCUUUCUGUGGCCACAAUGUCAUAGACAGCAUAUUUUGUGACCUUCCCCUUGUCAUCAAGCUUGCUUGUGUGGAAACAUACACCCUGGAACUAUUUGUUAUUGCGGACAGUGGGCUGCUCUCUUUUAUCUGUUUCAUCCUGUUGCUUUUCUCUUACACUAUCAUUCUGGUCACUGUACAGAAGAAAUCUUCUGGAGGGCUUUCCAAAGCUCUGUCCACAUUGUCUGCCCACAUCAUUGUGGUCACUCUGUUCUUUGGACCUUGUAUCUUUAUCUAUGCCUGGCCAUUUGGUAGUUUUGCAAGCAAUAAAACCCUUGCUGUCUUUUACACUGUAAUCACACCCUUAUUGAAUCCUAUUAUUUACACGCUGAGAAAUCAGAAAAUGCAAGUGGCCAUGAGAAAGCUGCGAUUCCAACACAUUAGCUCCACACAGAACUUCUAG
Lepus europaeus (European hare) is the source of this 939-nucleotide messenger RNA. Its product is annotated as olfactory receptor 4L1. Gene Ontology annotation, cellular component: membrane. Gene Ontology annotation, biological process: G protein-coupled receptor signaling pathway. The transcript has a single exon. Bases 1 to 939 code for a protein of 312 amino acids. Gene Ontology annotation, molecular function: olfactory receptor activity; G protein-coupled receptor activity. Lineage: Eukaryota; Metazoa; Chordata; Mammalia; Lagomorpha; Leporidae. The record is from RefSeq and is a predicted model, not a curated record.